AUGUCUGAGCUCAACGAUGAGUCAAUCAGGUCGGCUUCUUUUGUCACCGCCCGGUCGCAUAUCAGCGCCUCCCAUUCUCAUUCCUCCCAAUGGCCGUCGACUCAGAUAGAGCCUCGCGCUAUAGCGGCAGCCUCAGCGCUGGGGGCUCAAAAGCGUCUUCUGACAUCGUCUCAGCCUAGUUUCGGCUCGGCGACGCAGAUAGAGCCACGCGUUGUUGCUUAUGAAGCAGCGCUGGCUCUCAAAAGAGACCGUGAGGCUGAGAGAUUGGCUUCAAAAGCUCCAACCACCAAGAAGAUAGCUACGCUGCUUACUAGAGCUUUGCCCGAUGUGCCAGAUGCUCGAAUGAUUGUAGCAUCGACUCGCUUUCCCAAUGACUCAAGCCAGAAUUCAUCCAUUAUACCGCUCUCAUACAAGGCCAAGGAUAGGGUGACGUUUGGUGUUGUCCAGCAAGCUCAGGAUGUGGAUUUGGUUUUGCGAUUACCAUUGGAUAAUGUCGACACAGUAGUUGGCACUGACGUAGAAUGUCAGAUUGUCUACGAUCCUGGGAGUGAUGACUGCCUUUUGGUAAACUAUACAAAACCGCAACUACGCUUGACAAACUUUAGUUCCUCUUCGACUCUUCAGAUAUCUGUCAAGGAGAAGGGCAGUCAUUUAGUCCAACCUGGCAUGUGGAGAAUAUCUAUAGUCAGCGAUGACCAAGAUCCUGAAGAGUAUCAUCUUGCUGAGUUUUGGCUUCUCGGGAGACGAUUUGAUGUCUCAAUUCACACAGCAAAUAACUCAUUGGAAACAAAGCGAGGCAUGGACGAUGACGCUGAAGGGAAUAUCAGCAAGAGACAAAAACGAUAUCAUGAUAUCGCGGAAACUGCCUCCAUUCAGCUCAUAAAUAGUUCGAAUACAGAGUCAAAACCUAUCACUACUGCUACCAAAAGGACUGAUGCCCACAAUCCAGCUCCAUCAUCCUCUACCCGAAGGAUUUCCGACAAAGCUUCCGUCCCGCUUCUAGAUCUCGUCGACGGAGAAACAGCUGUCAUACGGGCUCUGCGAGAUAGGACAGACUGGUCUCAAUCGCUAUCUGCAGCAAAAGGACCAGCCAGGUAUCAACUACGGCGAGUUAAACAGAUUGCAGUUACAGCAUCUGCGGCUGUCUUUACAUGCGAACACUCUGCUUUGACCGAACCCGUAGUUGCAAAAGUCCUUCAAUGCAAGAAAGAUUUGCCUCAUAGUCUCAGAACUUCUACGCUAUUAUGGAAAAGAGAAAAGGCCACCCUUGAGAAGCUAAAACAUAGGAACGUUAUAUCGCUAAAGGCAUUCGAUGGUCGCAUGUUUGCAAUGUAUCUAGAGCCUCUCCCACCAUCCCUUUAUCGAGGGCUGGAAGCAAAAAUGUCAUUAUCCGACAUCUCUACAAUACUGUACAAUAUUUCAUCCGCUUUGGUGUACCUAAAGACAGUGCCAAUCAUCCAUAACGACAUCAAGCCACGCAAUAUUACCUACUCCCCUCGUCGUGGCGCUGUUCUUAUCGAUUUUGGAUUGGCUACAAGUGCCAAUGAAUGGAACGCGGGAGGCACACCUUGGUACCUCCCUCCAGACCUCCUCGACUACAAUUCACGUGGAUCACCAGGAGACAUAUGGGCAUUAGGCAUUACAAUGCUCUACUUGCUUGGUAGGAUCAAGUAUCCCGAAAACAAUAAGCCCGGCUGGCUGAUGCGCGAACUAAACCACAAUGGAAACUCACGAAAACGAAUGGAAGACUGGCUACAGUAUAUUUUGACGGUUAGAGCUAGGUUAAGUCCAGUGAAUAUGGGCACCGGGAGAAACAAGCUCGAACAUAUUGUGUUCAAUAUGCUUGAGAGCGAUAGUGAUCUGCGCAUCAAUGCGGAGAAUAUCAUUUCUACCCUCGAUACAUCAACGGCUACUCCACUACUGCUAGGGGCUUAA
Messenger RNA from Trichoderma asperellum CBS 433.97, 1935 nucleotides. RefSeq lists its product as uncharacterized. Gene Ontology annotation, biological process: mitotic DNA damage checkpoint signaling; protein phosphorylation. Gene Ontology annotation, molecular function: ATP binding; protein serine/threonine kinase activity. Gene Ontology annotation, cellular component: nucleus. Lineage: Eukaryota; Fungi; Ascomycota; Sordariomycetes; Hypocreales; Hypocreaceae. The record is from RefSeq and is a predicted model, not a curated record.